Molecule: messenger RNA, 693 nt
Organism: Sabethes cyaneus
Lineage: Eukaryota; Metazoa; Arthropoda; Insecta; Diptera; Culicidae
Product: enhancer of split mbeta protein-like
Exons: 1
Coding region: 1-693 (230 amino acids)
Biological process (GO): regulation of neurogenesis; regulation of transcription by RNA polymerase II; anterior/posterior pattern specification
Cellular component (GO): nucleus
Molecular function (GO): RNA polymerase II cis-regulatory region sequence-specific DNA binding; protein dimerization activity; DNA-binding transcription factor activity, RNA polymerase II-specific
Source: RefSeq, a predicted model, not a curated record
AUGGUGUACGCCAACAUGGUAGCAGAGCCGACGAUGGGCGGCAAAAUCUCACAGCCCAGUGCGCUGGAACCGCUAUCCCGGACAUACCAGUACCGUAAAGUGAUGAAGCCGAUGCUGGAACGCAAGCGUCGUGCCCGGAUCAACCGUUGCCUGGACGAGCUGAAGGAGCUGAUGGUUUGCGCUCUGCAGUCCGAGGGCGAAAACGUCUCGAAGCUGGAAAAAGCCGACAUCCUGGAACUUACCGUGCGCCACUUUCACAAACUGCGCCGACAGAACCGCCUAACCGUCAAUCCAGUCAUCGAUGCCGACCGGUUCCGUGCCGGAUUUACCCAUGCCGCCAAUGAAGUGUCCCGCUGCUUAGCUUCCACGCCCGGAGUCGACAUCAAGCUCGGCACAAAGCUGAUGACCCACCUCGGACACCGACUGAACGAUAUGGACAAAGUGUCGCCCCUGUCCGUGCACGUCGAACAGAACCUGCAGAGCCCGCCAGUUUCGCCGUUCUCGACCAGCUCGUCCUCCGCCGUCGAUAUGCAAUCCUACCAGAUGCCACUGACCCCGCAAUCGUUCCGUUCCGGCAGCGGCAACUCCAACAGCCCGUCGCCCAACCCCAGCGAGUGUUCGAAUGGUUCCGCCGCCGAUCAAUCCACUUCCGGCCUGCUCAAAAUCCAGGAAUCCGUGUGGCGGCCGUGGUAG